AUGAAGAAGUGGCUGGGUCUCAGAAUUAAACUAGCUACCUCUAAAGGGAAACAAAAUAAUAUCCUGACUGACAAUCCUCAAUCCAAGGUACACAAAGAAUAUACAAGGAGGACACAGUUAGAGUUGAGGAAGAAUGCAUCCAUAGACUCUGAGGAAAAAGCUGAAGCCCCUUUGACCGUAGAAGAACCAAAGAAAAAGUUGGAUGAAAGAAUGAAAGAAGUUGAAGACUUGGCAAAACAUGUGAGUUUGGGGAUUAUUGCCAGCAUAGGGGCCACACCACAAGAAGAAAUUCAUCCUGUCAUGCCCGCUAUUGAAGGUUUUUCAGCAACAACAAAGUACCCUGGUCCAGAGGCUCAACCCUCCAGUACUACUACCACAGCCACUACUUCUACAACAAUGACUCCUGACACCACAUCAACUACAUCAGUUGCAACAACUAUGACAACAAUGCCUCCACCUGUGGUUACAACAGUAGUCACCCCACCUUCUAUUGUUUCGCAAGUGUGCAUGCCUAUAAUGACUCCCACAAAGGAGAUGGUGAUUAUUCAUAAUAUGGAGUGA
Messenger RNA from Cryptomeria japonica (Japanese cedar), 561 nucleotides. RefSeq lists its product as uncharacterized. The transcript has a single exon. Bases 1 to 561 code for a protein of 186 amino acids. Lineage: Eukaryota; Viridiplantae; Streptophyta; Pinopsida; Cupressales; Cupressaceae. The record is from RefSeq and is a predicted model, not a curated record.